UUCCUUUCCCUUUUCCUUUCACUACUUGUUUCUUCUUUUCCCUUUCAUCAAUCUCUCAAUCAACCCAAAAACAAAAAAUGCCUGCAACAACAGAGAAUAACCAGGGCUCGUUCCUGGGCCGAAUAAGCAUUCGAAGAAACCAAGUCAUGUCAAUGGACGGAAGCCACGACCAAGAGCUAGAAGACCUCGAGCUUUUCCAAAAGCACGUCAGCGACAGAUUCACCGAUCUCUUAUCAUCCACCACCGACGACCCCUCCGCCGACGCCCUCCUCUCAAUUUCCUGGCUCCGUAAACUCCUCGACGAGUUCCUCUGCUGCGAAGCCGAAUUCAAAGCCGUUGUCAUGAUGGGUCGCGACCCCAGCCAGAUCGUCAAACCCCCACUCGACAAACUCCUCCCUGAAUUCCUCGACCGCGUCGUCAAAUCCCUCGACGUUUGCAAUGCCGUCACACUAGGCCUCGACGCCGUCAAGAACCUCCAACGCCUCGCCGAGAUCGCCGUCGCCGCCCUCGAACAAAUCCCCAUCGGCGACGGCCAGGUUCGCCGCGCCAAGAAGGCGCUUAACUCCCUCAUCACGGCCAUGACGCAAGAGGACGGCACCAAGGGAACCGAGAGAAGCAGGUCAUUCGGCAGAAGAAACAACAACAAUAACAACAACAACAACAGCAGUACCAACCGUGGCGGUUUCCGGUCACUGUCUUGGACCAUGGCGCGGAACUGGUCCUCGGCGAAACAAAUCCACGCCAUGUCGUCCAAUCUGGCUGCGCCACGUGGCGCAGAGGCCUCUGGACUGGCGUUGCCCGUUUACAUAAUGAGCACUGUUUUGGUGUUUGUUAUGUGGACUCUUGUUGCGGCUGUUCCGUGUCAAGAGAGGAAUGGGCUUGCCACUCAUCUUGCGUUUCCCAGGCAAUUGGGCUGGGCCCAGCCCAUGAUUGGGUUGCAGGAGAAGAUUGCGGAGGAGUGGAAGAAGAAGGAGAAGAAAGGGUCGGUUGGGUUGUUGGAAGAGAUGCAGAGGAUGGAGAAGCUGGGGCAGUCUCUUGUUGAUUUCGCUGAGUCGUUUCAGUACCCGGCUGAAACGGAGCGUUUGGAUGAGGUGAAAGCACAGGUUGAGGAGUUGGGAGAGAUUUGCAAAAAGAUGGAGGAAGGGUUGGAACCUUUGCAGCAGCAAAUUAGGGAAGUGUUUCACAGGGUUGUAAGGAGCAGGACUGAGUUUCUUGUUGUUUUGGACCAAGCUGGGAAAUUGUCCACUCCUCCUUUGUAAAGUUUUUAAACAUUCAACUUCUUCCCUUUCAUCUUUUUUUCUUUACCCCUUUCGGAAGGGCUAUAACCGUAUAGAUCUUGAAGUUGAAGUCUAAUUUUAUAUUCUUUUCGAAGUACGGAAAGCCUACUGGUCUCAGAAAGGUUAAUUUGUUAAAGGGUUCCCUUCAUUGACUAUUCAUGAUAUAGGGCUCUACCUUAGCCUUAGCCUACAAUGUACAUCAGUAUAGGUUUUGUUUCCUUUUUGUGUGAAGGAGAUGGCUGCACUCCCUAAUCUGUGGUGAUU
Molecule: messenger RNA, 1541 nt
Organism: Abrus precatorius (Indian licorice)
Lineage: Eukaryota; Viridiplantae; Streptophyta; Magnoliopsida; Fabales; Fabaceae
Exons: 1
Coding region: 78-1259 (393 amino acids)
Source: RefSeq, a predicted model, not a curated record